GUUUAACUUUGGGCUGCCCCUCAAUUGCAGCCGUUGCCCGUGUCACGGAGUGGAAAUUAGAAUCAUUACAUCAAGCCCCCUUGCAAAGUCUCGUUGCCCGACAUCUGAGUCACCACCACUCAGCAACACCAAGAGGAAUUGACAUCUAUCUUGCUUGGUUUCUUGGUUUCUUUAAAUCCCGAGACAAUUCUCUCGACUUUUCCAUUAGUGCUGAUUCUUGGUCAAUUAACAAGUCAAGAAUUUUGGCCGGUACAACCUUUGCUCCUGCAGCCUGACAAACCCCGACAUCCCGCCCUCCAGAGCUCCAAAUUUUUUCCAUUUUGUGACGAACAUCCCAUCCCACCUUCGCCCGAACUUCACUGACCACCACGACCAUCGCAAUCACAAACCUCCAGCCUUGCACCAGUCUUCGUCUGUCACUGCGCCCGUUUGGACAUUCUUGCGGUUCUCGAUCGCACCACAAAUUCCUGCUCGUCUCGAACCAGGAAGCCCAACCCUCACAAUGCCUGGAGUAGAAUUCGCACCACAACUGGCGGACGACGUCAGAGUCGAGGGCCAGGACCCUCUGAUUCCACCCGCCCUGCUCAUCUCCGAGCUCCCCGCCACCGAGAACUCCCUCGAGACCGUCGUCAAGGGCCGCCGCGAGGCCGAGAGCAUCAUCAUGGGCCAGAACGACCGUCUGCUCGUCGUCGUCGGCCCCUGCUCCAUCCACGACCCCGCGACCGCCCUCGAGUACGCCGACCGGCUCAAGGAGCUGUCCGACAGGCUUUCCGGCGACCUCUGCGUCAUCAUGCGCGCCUACCUCGAGAAGCCCCGCACCACGGUCGGCUGGAAGGGCCUGAUUAACGACCCAGACGUCGACAACAGCUUCAAGAUCAACAAGGGCCUGCGCGUGUCCCGCCAGAUGUACAGGGACCUGACCAGCAAGGGCAUGCCCAUUGCCUCCGAGAUGCUCGACACCAUCUCCCCACAGUUCCUCGCCGACUUCAUCUCCGUCGGCGCCGUCGGCGCGCGGACCACCGAGUCCCAGCUGCACCGGGAGCUCGCCUCGGGCCUGUCCUUCCCCGUCGGGUUCAAGAACGGCACGGACGGCAACCUGGGCGUCGCGAUUGACGCCAUUGGAGCCGCUGCUGCCAAGCACCACUUCCUCGGUGUCACGAAGCAGGGCCUGGCCGCCAUCACCCGGACCAAGGGCAACCCCUACGGCUUCGUGAUCCUGCGUGGCGGCAGCUACGGCCCCAACUUCGACAAGGAGAACGUGCAGAAGGCCAAGGACACCCUGACCAAGAAGGGGCAGAAGCAGGCCAUCAUGAUCGACUGCUCGCACGGCAACUCCAACAAGGACCACCGCAACCAGCCCAAGGUGGCCAAGACGAUCGGCGACCAGCUGCGCGAGGGCGAGAAGUCCAUCAUCGGCGUCAUGAUCGAGUCCAACAUCAACGAGGGCAACCAGAAGGUGCCCGCCGAGGGCCCCGCCGGCCUCAAGAAGGGCGUCAGCAUCACGGACGCCUGCAUCGACUGGGACACCACCGUCUCCGUGCUCGAGGACCUGGCCGCCGCCGUCCGCGAGCGCAGGGAGAAGAACAAGGGCCACGCCAAUGACAAUGGCAACGGCCACGCCCACGCCACGCCCCUCGAGGAGGACUAAUUAAAUCAGCAUAUUGCCUGCCCCCGUGGGGUAUGUAUAGGGAUCACAAAAGAAAAAAAAAGCAAGGGGGAAAAGUUUCAGCAUCUGGGCCACAUUUUGUGCCGAUUGGGUUGAUGUAAUUCGAGCUGGGUGGGUGUUUUGCGUGAGACAUCGCCGAAGAUACCUGGGGAAGAAGCGGGAUGGGGGUGCUUUUUUCCCGGAGGAAGUGCCUUUUUCCGGAGGAAGUGUCUUUUUCCGGAAAGAAAUGCAACAGAGGGCCUUCGGGUCUUUUUCUUGUGUGCAAGAUCCGGAAAAGCAGGCUAGUCCAAGGGUUAGAGAAAGGGGCGUUUUGCAAAUUGAUAAUUUUGGGCUUUCAACAUUUUCAUAUUCCCGACCCUGUUGCCCUGUGCUUGAUUGUAUGCCCGGGCCGCCCUGACCACAUAUGGCUGGAGACAAUGAUGACAGUGUGCCUUUAAUUGAAAAUGUUUUAGCGCU
Diaporthe batatas is the source of this 2122-nucleotide messenger RNA. RefSeq names its product 3-deoxy-7-phosphoheptulonate synthase ARO4. The record is from RefSeq and is a predicted model, not a curated record. Gene Ontology annotation, cellular component: cytoplasm. Lineage: Eukaryota; Fungi; Ascomycota; Sordariomycetes; Diaporthales; Diaporthaceae. Gene Ontology annotation, biological process: aromatic amino acid biosynthetic process. The coding region runs from base 503 to 1648 and encodes 381 amino acids. Gene Ontology annotation, molecular function: 3-deoxy-7-phosphoheptulonate synthase activity. The transcript has 3 exons.